Molecule: messenger RNA, 1146 nt
Organism: Eruca vesicaria subsp. sativa (arugula)
Lineage: Eukaryota; Viridiplantae; Streptophyta; Magnoliopsida; Brassicales; Brassicaceae
Source: the annotation of a GenBank genome assembly
UACGCCUCCAUAAACCUCGUGCUUGCUUCACAGGAUCCUCUUCUCUCUUUCUAAUCGAAAAUGGGAACCUUGGGACGAGCAAUCUACACUGUGGGUAACUGGAUCCGCGGGACCGGCCAAGCUCUUGAUCGCGUCGGUUCUCUUCUUCAAGGGAGUCACCGAUUGGAAGAACACAUAUCGAGGCAUCGGACGUUGAUGGAUGUGUUUGAGAAAUCUCCGUUGGUGGAUAAGAAUGCGUUUGUGGCUCCAAGUGCCUCUGUUAUUGGUGAUGUUCAGAUCGGUAAAGGCUCCUCUAUUUGGUAUGGCUGUGUUCUUCGAGGUGACGUUAAUAACAUCAGUGUUGGAUCCGGAACGAAUAUCCAAGACAAUUCUCUUAUACACGUUGCAAAAACCAACCUAGGUGGAAAGGAUUUACCUACUUCAAUUGGGGACAAUGUCACCGUAGGUCAUAGUGCUGUCAUACAUGGGUGUACUGUGGAGGAUGAAUCUUUUGUUGGCAUGGGAGCUACAUUACUCGAUGGUGUGGUGGUUGAGAAGCAUGCCAUGGUUGCUGCUGGUUCCCUUGUGAGAGAGAACACACGAAUUCCUUCUGGAGAGGUGUGGGGAGGAAACCCAGCAAAGUUCAUGAGAAAGUUAACAGAUGAAGAGAUCGCAUAUAUCUCAAAGUCAGCAGAGAACUACAUCAACCUCGCAAAUAUUCACGCCGCGGAGAAUUCAAAGUCAUUUGAGGAGAUCGAGGUUGAGAGUGCGCUUAGGAAGAAGUAUGCACGCAAGGAUGAGGAUUACGAUUCAAUGCUUGGGAUUGUCCGUGAAACUCCAGCUGAGUUGGUUCUCCCCGACAAUGUCUUACCAGAGAAAACUACCACCAGGGUUCCGACUACACAUUACUGAUUUCACCCGUCUCAGGUUGUUUUUAUGACAAAGAUUGAUUCUCUGGAAAUUCAGGAGAGAUAUUAUCUUUUGGUUUUGCACUUUUUUCUCCCGAGCAAGUAUCAUAUUCUUGCUCAAUAAUGCCGAAAAGAACAUGUACUGUUGCAUUAUGUCACAUGUCUUGGGUGAACAAUUUCAGAAAGAGGAACUAGUUGCAUUCAUUUUCAAUCUUCUUAUGGGUGUUUUUUUCUUUUUAAUACUAAUUUACGAUUGAGA